AUGCUGCCGCCGCUGCUGCUGCUGCUGCUGCUGCUGGCCGCCCGCGGGCCGCCGCCCUGCGCCGCGGACACCCCGACGCCCGCGAGCUGGGAGCCGCCGGCCGACACGCCCUGGUGCCCCUACAAGCUGCUGCCCGAGGACCCCGAGGCGAGCGGCGCGGCGCGCCUGUGCUUCCGCACCGCGAUGCGCGGCUUCCGCUGCGAGGAGCCCGGCUGCAAGGCGCACACCUCGGCCGGCGGCAUGCUGCGCGCCAGCGUCCUGCGCAACCGCAGCGUGCUGGUGCAGUGGCGCCUGCCGGCCGGCCGCGCGCGCCGCCUGCGCUCCCUGCUGCUCGAGUGCUCGUGGCGCGGCGCCUACACGCGCUUCCCCUGCGAGCGCGUGCUGCUCGGCACCUCCUGCCGCGACUACCUGCUGCCCGAGGUGCACGAGGGCGUGCGCUACCGCCUGUGCCUGCAGCCGCUGCCCGUGCACAGCCAGCGCGGCAUCGAUGACAUCCCGCCCCCCGAGUGCGUGGAGUUCGUGGCGGAGCCGGGCGGCAUGCGCGACAUCGUGGUGGCCAUGACCGCCGUGGGCGGCUCCAUCUGCGUCAUGCUGGUGGUCAUCUGCCUGCUGGUGGCCUACAUCACCGAGAACCUCAUGCACCCGUCCUUCGGGCGCCCCGGCCUGCGCCGCCAGCCCUGA
Molecule: messenger RNA, 681 nt
Organism: Pipistrellus nathusii (Nathusius's pipistrelle)
Lineage: Eukaryota; Metazoa; Chordata; Mammalia; Chiroptera; Vespertilionidae
Source: the annotation of a GenBank genome assembly